AUGGCAACCGGCGCCUUCUACGCGGCCCAGACACUUCGCCAGCUGGUCGACGAUCACGGCGGUGUGCCGGGCAUCCAAGCGCGUGACUGGCCACUUAUGCCUGUCCAUGGCUCUAUCGAGGGCUUCUACGGCAUCCCGUGGCCUCACGAGGCACGUCUCGAUCAGCUCGUCUUCUACGACAAGCACAAGAUGUGGCGUGAGCUAUACGAGGGUGACGAUCUCGACAAGCUCCAGCAGCUCGUCGACACGGCCAAUGCCAACCAUGUGGCGGUGGUGACCAGAGAAGAUCACCGUGGCAGAAGGCUAUAG
This is a messenger RNA of Emericellopsis cladophorae, 309 nucleotides long. RefSeq lists its product as uncharacterized. The record is from RefSeq and is a predicted model, not a curated record. The transcript is spliced from 2 exons. Lineage: Eukaryota; Fungi; Ascomycota; Sordariomycetes; Hypocreales; Bionectriaceae. Bases 1 to 309 code for a protein of 102 amino acids.